Molecule: messenger RNA, 477 nt
Organism: Elaeis guineensis (African oil palm)
Lineage: Eukaryota; Viridiplantae; Streptophyta; Magnoliopsida; Arecales; Arecaceae
Source: RefSeq, a predicted model, not a curated record
AUGGGCGGUGGAAAGCAUCACUCCUCCGCCGCCUCCACCUCCGGGAAGAAGAGUAGGCCCUCUCCCAGUCCCCCCUUCACCGUAGAGGACCUCACGCCUGUCCUCUCCCUCCUCGCCUCCGCCGUCUCCCUCUCCCUCCGCUUCCUCUCCGACUCCGACCUCCUCCUCCUCCCCUCCCAAACCCUGUCCCUCGAAUCCUCCCUCUUCUCCGCCUCCUUCUCCCUCUCUCGCCUACUCUCCCUCCUUCCCUCCAGUUCCCUCCAAUCCCUCGAAACCCUAACCCUAGAGCCCUCUCCUUCAUCUUCUUCCUUCUCUUCUUCUUGGUUCCUUCGCUUCCUCUCCUCCUCCUCCUCCCAUGGCUUUGAUCCUCGCUGGAUCGAAGUUUUUCGCAUGUCCAAGCCUUCUUUCUACCUCCUCCUCCAGCAUCUCUCCCCAUCCUCGGUGGCUUCGCUCGGUUCUCUGUUAAGGGAGAGUUGA